AUGUCGGAACGCUGUAUGGCCUCUACCUUCGUCAAGCUGUCAGUCAGUAGAGUAGCACCCAGCCGGAAGCAGCGGGACGGAGCUGCAGCAGAUUUGAAAACGUUCAUAUUGUAACAUUAGGUUUCGCAAGAGUUUGUCACUGAUAUUGUGGCGUUUGAAGUUUUAUGCGUUUACUUAUGUUGCCAUCCAUCUAGGAAUGGAAAAAUUGCGAACAACAGGGAGGAACCCCGUUUCAUUUGCUCGCUAGCAAGCAGAGUAUUGUAGCUAACGUUAGCUAGCUGACGUUAGAUACUGAGAACGUGUACGAUCAAGGGGACUGUGUUAGUAAUGCCUGGUGUUUAAUGGGCGAACUGGUUGACGUUAGUGUGCUGAUAUUUUUUCUAAAUAUGUUGUUUUAAUUCAAGAAUUUUGACGAAAUGCUCUUGGAAGAUAAAUGCCUUGUCUCUAGAGCGCUAGCUAGCUAGCUAGCUAACAUUAGCCGCAACUGGGGUUCGAGGCUCAGGAAGGAAGGGGUGACUGAUGUUUGAGGGAAGUGCUGCUGUUUUAACUAUCUUGCUAGCUAACCAACAAGCUCGCUGCCAUUAUCCGAAGACAAGAAGUUUUGUUGCAUUUUACAAGAAGUAACUUAGCUAGCUAACAUAACUGUAUGACACGGUAUCCACUGGCCGUGGAGAGGAAACCUGGGAUACGAAGAAAAAUAAGUAACGUUACGCCCGGUCCACAUUUUUUCUGCGCCUCAAUUUUUGAGACACGCGCUGGAAUUUGCAACAACGCGAACCGUCAGUUCUUGGACAAAUUGAUUUAUAUUAAACAUGGCUACGGCUAGCAGCAUUGCCGCAUCCAUUGCGAGUAAAACGAAGACGAAGAAAAAACACUUCGUGGCUCAGAAAGUGAAGCUGUUCCGUGCCAGCGACCCUCUGCUCAGCGUCCUAAUGUGGGGAGUUAACCAUUCGAUUAAUGAGCUCAGCCACGUUCAGAUCCCAAUCAUGCUGAUGCCUGACGACUUCAAGGCCUACUCGAAGAUCAAGGUCGACAACCACCUCUUCAAUAAGGAAAACAUGCCAAGCCAUUUUAAGUUCAAGGAAUAUUGUCCUCUUGUCUUCCGUAAUUUAAGAGAGAGGUUCGCCAUUGAUGAUCAGGACUUCCAGAAUUCCCUGACCCGAAGCGCCCCCGUCACCAGCGACGCCCAAGGUCGCAGCGGGGCGCGCUUCCACACCUCCUACGACAAGAGGUACGUCAUCAAGACCAUCACCAGCGAGGACGUGGCCGAGAUGCACAACAUCCUCAAGAAGUACCACCAGUUCAUCGUGGAGUGUCAUGGCAACACGCUGCUUCCCCAGUUCCUGGGCAUGUACCGCCUCACGGUGGACGGAGACGAGACCUACAUGAUCGUCACUCGCAACGUCUUCAGCCACCGGCUCUCGGUCUACAAGAAGUAUGACCUCAAGGGCUCCACAGUUGCCAGAGAGGCGAGCGACAAGGAGAAGCAGCCCCGCCCACCCGAGGAGGCCGCGCCCCCCAAAUCGCGCAUGCACCAAAAGCUGCAAACGAUCAGGAUCGCCACGCGUUUUUACUGCGCCAUCAAAAACGCCAAGGAGCUGCCCACGUACAAGGACAACGACUUCAUCAACGACGGCCAAAAGAUCUACGUGGACGAGAACAACAAGAAGCUGUUCCUGGAGAAGCUGAGGAAGGACGUGGAGUUCCUGGCCCAGCUGAAGCUGAUGGACUACAGCCUGCUGGUGGGCAUCCACGACGUGGAGCGGGCGGAGCAGGAGGAGGUGGAGAGCGAGGACAACGAGGGCGAGGAGGAGGGCGAGAGCGACGGGGGCGCCGUGGGAACCCCGCCCGACAGCCCCAGCAACACGCUGGACAGCACCAAGCCCUUCGGCCCCGGGGAGUUCGACCCCACCAUCGACGUCUACGCCAUCAAGAGCCACGACAGCGCUCCGAGGAAAGAGGUGUACUUCAUGGCGAUCAUCGACAUCCUGACGCAUUACGACGCAAAGAAGAAGGCGGCCCACGCAGCCAAGACGGUGAAGCACGGGGCCGGGGCGGAGAUCUCCACGGUGAACCCGGAGCAGUACUCCAAGAGGUUCUACGAUUUCAUCACCACCAUUCUGUCGUAGCCUGGGUGGCGGCCAGGUGGAGCGGUGGGCGUGGCGGCAGGGCCUCUGCAAGGGGUUGAGCGCAGGAGCCCGGGGGU
Anguilla anguilla (European eel) is the source of this 2206-nucleotide messenger RNA. It is a transcript of the gene pip4k2aa, whose product is annotated as phosphatidylinositol-5-phosphate 4-kinase, type II, alpha a. NCBI's taxonomy places the organism in Eukaryota, Metazoa, Chordata, Actinopteri, Anguilliformes, Anguillidae. Gene Ontology annotation, biological process: phosphatidylinositol metabolic process. Gene Ontology annotation, molecular function: phosphatidylinositol kinase activity. The transcript is spliced from 11 exons. The record is from RefSeq and is a predicted model, not a curated record. Bases 813 to 2129 code for a protein of 438 amino acids.